Molecule: messenger RNA, 1274 nt
Organism: Antrostomus carolinensis (chuck-will's-widow)
Lineage: Eukaryota; Metazoa; Chordata; Aves; Caprimulgiformes; Caprimulgidae
Product: zinc finger protein Gfi-1
Exons: 5
Coding region: 1-903 (300 amino acids)
Biological process (GO): embryo development; regulation of transcription by RNA polymerase II
Cellular component (GO): nucleus
Molecular function (GO): RNA polymerase II transcription regulatory region sequence-specific DNA binding; DNA-binding transcription factor activity, RNA polymerase II-specific
Source: RefSeq, a predicted model, not a curated record
AUGGCCUCGGAGCGGUCUGUGUGUCCGUCCCUGGAUGAAGCACCUCCCUUCUCGGUGCCCUUCAAACCGUACAUGUGGAACAGCCUGGGUGGCUCUGAGCUGAGGCACCUUGUGCAAAGCUACAGGCCUUGCCCGACGCUGGAGCGAACCUCAGCUCUGGGUCUCUUCUGCGAGCGAGGCUCCGAGCCUGCCCUCUACGGUGCAGAGUGUAGCUCUUCCCUUGGACUUUAUGGUGACUUUGGUUCCCCGGGCCCGGGGCUGUUUGAGCGGCCGCCGGCAGCAGCACCCGGACUCUAUGGUGAGGCGCAGCCUGGGCUGCAGCAAGAGAAGGGGCCGGGUGGCAUCAAAGUGGAGUCGGACCUCUUGUGCCGCCCAUUGCUCAUCAGCACGGGCUCUUAUAAGUGUGUCAAGUGCAGCAAGGUCUUCUCCACACCGCACGGCCUUGAGGUACAUGUGCGCCGCUCACACAGUGGCACGAGGCCCUUUGCCUGUGACAUGUGUGGCAAGACCUUCGGCCAUGCAGUCAGCCUGGAGCAGCACAAGGCCGUGCACUCACAGGAACGCAGCUUUGAUUGUAAGAUUUGUGGCAAGAGUUUUAAGAGAUCUUCUACUCUGUCCACCCACCUGCUCAUCCACUCGGACACCCGGCCCUAUCCGUGCCAGUACUGUGGGAAGCGGUUCCAUCAGAAAUCUGAUAUGAAGAAACACACCUUCAUUCACACAGGUGAGAAGCCUCACAAGUGCCAGGUGUGUGGAAAAGCCUUUAGUCAGAGCUCCAACCUCAUCACCCACAGUCGGAAGCACACAGGCUUCAAGCCCUUUGGCUGCGAUCUGUGUGGCAAAGGCUUCCAACGAAAGGUGGAUUUACGGAGACACCGGGAGACACAGCACGGCCUGAAAUGAGUCACAGCUGCAAUACAGAAAACACCUACAACACUAUAAGAACAGACUCUCUUGGCUUCCCCACUGGACCCGAGCCCUGUCCUGAGCACAAACCCUGGCAUUACCUUUCUGACGAGGAGCUUGGAGAGGAAAGAAGAGGACAGGGCCAUGCAUUGACAGCUCAACCUGAAUGACUGUGAAAGCAGAAAUUAAAGGCUGGGGUUUCUCUCUUUCUCUCCCUUUCUCUGUUUCUGAAAUAACACUGGAAAAUAAGCAUUUUAGAUAUGAAGCCUGAUACUUCAAAGUUGGAUAAGCUACCAAAUAUCUGUAAGCUGGAAAAUAUUUCUCCCAUGGCCAAGAUGAACCCCCUGAAAUUUUCAGUAGCUUCAAUC